UCAUUUUUUUUUCAUAAAGACUAUUGUUUUUUUAAUUAUUUUUUCAUUAUCAAGUAUUGUGUUUUUUUUCUUUUUAUUUUUUUUCAUUAUCAAGUAUUGUACCAAGAUUGUUUAGACUGAGUAUAAUAUCGUUUAGACUGGGUACAAAUUUUUUUAGAUUGGGUACUAGAUUUUUUAGAUUGGGUACAAGAUCGUUUAGAUUGGGUACAAGAUCGUUUAGAUUGAGUACAAGAUCGUUUUAGACUGGAUACAAGAGAAGAUCGUUCAAAUUUGAUACAAAAUCGUUUAAACUAGGUACAAGAGUACAAAAUCGUUUAAACAUCGUUUUUUCGUACAUGUAUGACGGAUUAACAAUGAGGUAUUUUUGUUAUUUGAUAUCGUGGGCUUGUGUAGUUUUUCGUUUUUCAAAAUUCUUUUAUAGCAAGUAAAUAUUUGAGUGUCUUGUUUUAUUUUAGAAAAACCUCACUUUUUUAUUAGUUUUUUUAAAUUAGUUGUUUUGUUUGUAAUUAAAGUGUAAAUAAUAAAGUAAAAAAUUUAUAGAUAAUAGAAUCUUUAUAAGCUUAGAUAAAAAUCAAAUGAUAUCAACACAAGGGCCAAGUAGUGAAAUGGAAACCUUAUUAGUUUUUAAUUUUUUGUUUUUUUGAAAUUUAUAUACUUUAGUUCAAAAUUUGAAAAUCUAUAAAUGGACUCGAUGAUUUUAAGCUUAAUUUUUCAAAAUCAAAAUAGGUAGUAGCAAUGAAAUUGGGGACUAAGUUCUUUUGGGUUUUUUUUCUUUCUUUCUUUAAUAACACCUAAACAAUGAUAUAAUUGAUCUAAUCUCAAACUCCAUAAAAUGAAUUUUGCCCUACCUUUUCAACUUCAAAACUUUGCAUCAUACAUAUAUACAUCAUCAUUAGCCAAAAUUACACAAAUGUAUGCUUAAUUCUUUUCCUUUUCACUCUCUUCUCAAAAUUUCUCUCCAUUGGUGUUGGCUUCUCUCCAUUUUUCCUUCCUUUAUUUAUCUCAGAUCCUAAGAAUAUUAUGUAGAGAUAUUGUCGGCCAUUAGAAUCUUUGUAUACUUUCUUUUUUCUUUUGAAAAGAGAGGAACGAGAGUCUCGUACGCCAUUUCCCUAAGCUAAAAAUUUAAAUAAAUAAAUAAAAUCUUUUGUCACCUUCUCCCAAUUCCUAAUAAAAUCUAGAAACCCACCCCCAAGAAAGUCAGUCCAUCCUCCUCCAUAGCCAAAACUCUGUCACCCGCGCAUGGGGGAACCACAAACAACCUCUCCCCAUGUUCUUUUCUUUUCCGCCCCGGCCCAAGGCAACAUCAAUGUCAUGCUCAAGCUCGCCCAGCUCCUUUCCCUCUCCUCCGUUCGUGUCACAUUUCUCACUACCGAACACUCCUACCGCCAGCUCACCCUCCACUCCGACGUCCUCCGCCGCUUCUCCCUUUUUCCCUCCUUCCAAUUCCGAACCAUCUCCGAUGGCCUUCCCUUAUCCCACCCUCGCACCUUCUCCCACCACUUGCCUGAAAUGUUUCACUCGUUCGUAUCCGUUACCAAGCCCUUGUUCAGAGACAUGCUCGUUUCACCCCAUUUCUCCUCCGACCUCUCUUGCCUCAUUCUCGACGGCUUCUUCAGCUACCUCCUUGAUAUCGAUGACGAUUUUGUUAAAGUACCCAUUUUCUGUUUUCGUACUUUUAGUGCUUGUUCUACCUGGACUAUCUUCUCUAUUCCUAAUCUAAUCAAACAGGGGCAACUUCCGAUUAAAGGGGAGGAAGAUAUGGAUAGGAUUCUAGAUAACGUUCCCGGUAUGGAGAAUCUUCUCAGAUGCAGAGAUCUUCCUGGUUUUUGCAGACCCACUGACCCAAACAAUGACCCAAUUCUUCAAUUCAUUGUGAGUGCGUUUAUUCGUAGCACCAAAUUCAAUGCCCUCAUAAUGAACACAUUCGAGGAUUUGGAAGGACCCAUUCUCUCUAACAUUCGAACUUUGUGCCCAAAUCUCUACUCAAUCGGACCUCUUCAUGCCCUUCUCAAAACCAAACUCUCCCACGAAACAGAGUCUCUCAACAAUCUCUGGGAGGUCGAUCGGAGCUGUCUGACGUGGCUGGACAAUCAACCGGCGGGAUCCGUGAUUUACGUCAGUUUUGGUAGCAUUACGGUCAUGGGUAAUCGCGAACUCAUGGAGUUUUGGCAUGGAUUGGUGAACAGUGGGAGGAAUUUUUUGUGGGUCAUACGGCCGGACCUUGUGAAGGGAAAAAAUGGGGAGAUUGAAAUUCCGGCGGAGUUGGAGGAGGGGACGAAACAGAGAGGGUACAUGGUGGGAUGGACACCGCAAGAGAAAGUGCUUUGUCAUGAAGCAGUUGGUGGGUUUUUGACACACAGCGGUUGGAAUUCGACACUGGAAAGCAUAGUUGCAGGGAAGCCGAUGAUUUGUUGGCCGUUUGGAUUUGAUCAGCAGGUGAACAGUAGAUUUGUGAGCAAUAUGUGGAAUUUGGGUUUGGAUAUGAAGGAUUUGUGCGACAGAGAAACGGUGGCGAAAAUGGUGAAUGAUGUUAUGGUGAAUAGGAAAGAGGAGUUUGUGAGAUCGGCGACUGAAAUUGCUAAUUUGGCAAGACGAAGUGUGAAACCUGGUGGAUCAUCUUAUGCCAAUUUUGACCGUUUGAUUGAAGAUAUUAGAAAUUUGAGUCGAAAGAAGACAGCCGUUAACAAUUAGAAUUUGUGUUUCUGAAACGGCUUUUGACCAAUUGUCGCAAAUUUGGGACACUUUUUGGUUGUUGAAAACUUAUAAUUGUGUACUUUGAAACUCAAAUCCACAUCGAUUACACUUUGUUUACAUCAA
Messenger RNA from Cucumis melo (muskmelon), 2817 nucleotides. Its product is annotated as 7-deoxyloganetic acid glucosyltransferase-like. Lineage: Eukaryota; Viridiplantae; Streptophyta; Magnoliopsida; Cucurbitales; Cucurbitaceae. The record is from RefSeq and is a predicted model, not a curated record. The coding region runs from base 1240 to 2691 and encodes 483 amino acids. The transcript is spliced from 2 exons. Gene Ontology annotation, molecular function: UDP-glycosyltransferase activity.